AAUUGAGGCGAAUGAUAGAUUUCUCUUCUGUUCCUUAAUGUCGAUCCUAUGAAUUUCGGUAUCACCGAAAAUUUUAACAGUUAUGGUCCAUAUCGCUUAUGGUGGAGUCGCUACGAACCAUGCAGAGGUCCGAAAUCUACGAACCUCACGAUCUUAAGUACAAACUUAAUAAAAGAUGGCGACUUUUAUUAUUCUUGGGUUAAUUUUACAUUUUUAACUCAGGCAAGAAUUGAUGAAAUAAAAAUAACUGUUUACGCGUUAAAAAAUAACCGUAGUAAUCUCCUAAUGAGAUACAAGUUGGAUGAUCCUUGUCAGCAUUUCGCUAUUGCGAGUAUUAUCGAAAAACAAUUGAAUGCUAAAAAUUGUGUUGUAAAAAAGGGAAACUAUUCCUGUUACGCAAAUUUCACUGAAAUCUCAUACGCGUUUUUCGGGAAUUCAUUCUUCUACGGUGAAUAUAUGCAGAAGAUUACUACAUUGUCGAAAAAGGGAAACAUUGCAUGCAUUGUUUUGAAUUCAAUCUUUGAAAAGAAAACAAAGCCCAUGACGUAAUCAAAAUGUUUAAUUUACAGGACAAUAAAAAUUAU
Papilio polytes (common Mormon) is the source of this 584-nucleotide messenger RNA. RefSeq lists its product as uncharacterized. Lineage: Eukaryota; Metazoa; Arthropoda; Insecta; Lepidoptera; Papilionidae. Bases 49 to 549 code for a protein of 166 amino acids. The transcript has 5 exons. The record is from RefSeq and is a predicted model, not a curated record.